AUGUCUGAGAGUGAAAAGGGAAGGGUCACUGGAAUAAAUUAUUUAAAGGUUUUGAUUUUUACCUUGGUUGGUCUGAUUGCUUUCCAAAGUUGUUCAUAUUUAACAUCUAAUAAAGACAACAAGCAGUUGUUCUCAUUUCUAUCAGGACAGGAACAAAAUCCAAAGGAACCAAUAAAUUAUCAAUUUAACGACGGUAUAAUGAGCAAGAGUAUAUCAGUGAGGUCAGUUCUAAAGAACUUUAUUGCUAUCGAACAAGAAGAAGGUGUUGGCGCUCGAGUUAGAAGAUCUAUCGGUACCAUGAAAAUGAGAAGGUUUCCACCUUUUUUGAUGCUGGAUGAUUUCUUUGUCAAGCCGCCCGCAGGUUUUCCUGAUCAUCCUCAUCAUGGUCAAGAAACCAUUACUUACAAUCUUAAAGGUAUGAUUGCUCACGAAGAUUUUACAGGUUCCAAGGGGGUUUUAUUCCCAGGCGAUUUACAAUUCAUGACUGCUGGUAAAGGUAUUGUUCAUUCCGAAAUUCCAGUUAGUUUGGAAGACGGUAGUGCCAGUAACGGUUUACAAUUAUGGGUUGAUUUGCCAGCAGAAUUGAAAAAUUGUGAACCUCGUUACAGAGAUUUAAGAAAGAAGCAAACUCCAGAGGUCAAAGUUAACGACAAUUUGACAGUUCGUGUUAUCAGCGGUAAAUCUUACGGUGUGGACUCUGUACAGGAGUUAGCUUACACUCCAGUGCAUUUCUACCAUUUCAUUACCAGCAAAAAAGGUACUGAAUUUGCUCAAGAAUUCCCUAAGGACUUUAACGUUUUUUUCUACAUAUUGAAGGGUUCUCUGGCUGUUAAUGACCAAGUCUUCCCAGAGCAUAGCGCAGUAUUUUUUGACACUGAUGGUGAAGGUGUCGCUGGUACCUCUGUUUCUGAUGAUGCAGAGUUCGUUUUAAUCGGUGGUAAAAUCUUAGACCAAGAAGUGCUUCAACAUGGUCCAUUUGUUGAAACAAGCAGAGAACGUAUGAUUGACGUUUUUAGAAACUAUCAAUACGGUAUGAAUGGGUUCGAAAAUGCUCACUCUUGGGACUCUAAGAUCGCUGGUGGUAUCUCAGAAGCAGAAGCCAGGAAAUUAUACAAGGAAUGA
Zygosaccharomyces rouxii is the source of this 1122-nucleotide messenger RNA. Its product is annotated as pirin family protein. Bases 1 to 1122 code for a protein of 373 amino acids. NCBI's taxonomy places the organism in Eukaryota, Fungi, Ascomycota, Saccharomycetes, Saccharomycetales, Saccharomycetaceae. The record is from RefSeq and is a predicted model, not a curated record. The transcript has a single exon.